Messenger RNA from Anopheles moucheti, 6063 nucleotides. RefSeq names its product probable sodium/potassium/calcium exchanger CG1090. Gene Ontology annotation, biological process: intracellular calcium ion homeostasis; calcium ion transmembrane transport. The record is from RefSeq and is a predicted model, not a curated record. Gene Ontology annotation, cellular component: membrane. Lineage: Eukaryota; Metazoa; Arthropoda; Insecta; Diptera; Culicidae. The coding region runs from base 1 to 1413 and encodes 470 amino acids. Gene Ontology annotation, molecular function: calcium channel activity; calcium, potassium:sodium antiporter activity. The transcript has 2 exons.
AUGGCUGCUGGAAGCUCAGCACCCGAGUUGGCAACCGUCAUCAUUGGGGUAUUCUUCGCCAAGGACGACAUCGGCAUCAGCGGUGUGAUUGGAUCCGCCGUAUUCAACAUCAUGUUCGUGAUAUCCGUUUGCGCACUCUGUUCCGGCACGGUGCUUCAGCUGAACUGGUGGCCACUGGUGCGCGAUUGCGCGUUUUAUACCAUCUCCAUUCUCGUGAUGUUGAUCGUUAUCUUCAACGAUGUUAUCUCAUGGAUCGAAUCGCUGAUCAUGCUGCUCUUCUAUGUCGUGUACUGCGUCGCGCUGCACUUCAACACGCCGCUCGAGAAGUGGGCCCACACCUGGAACCUGCCUAUAAAGCUCCCCACAAAGGAGGAACAGUCGGCACUGGUCACCUACAAGAACCUACCCGAAACGACCUACACCCAGGGGCAGCAGCCAGGGCAGGAGCAGCCACAGCAACAGCAACCACCAGCCGAUCAACCGCCGGCAGUGGAUCAGGGCUACGCGGCAUACAUGGAUCCGAACGCUAGCUGGGAUCCAAACGCGGCCUGGGGCGAACCAACGCCCGCCGUGACGAACUCGUCCGUAGCAAAUGUGAACGAUGCGUGGAAUAAUGGCAGCGGUCAGCAGAACUACGCCUACGAAGAUCAAUACGGCCAGGAGACUCAGAAACCCCCGCAACAGCAGCAGGUCGUGCAGCAGACUGCUGCACCGGCGCCCGCACCCGGUGAAGAUUACUACAAACCGAAGGAACCACGGCCGCAGGAUUCGCACAAUCCGCUCGAGAAACCCGUCGACGGUGGCAUACUGGCACAGGUGUCGUGGGCGAUCGUGUACCCGAUCCAUUACACCGCGCGGCUAACGAUGCCGGACUGCAAAACGGAGAAGUAUAAAAAUUGGUACCCCUUCACCUUCCUCAUCUCGAUGAUCUGGAUCUCGUUCUACUCGUACUUCAUGGUCUGGAUGAUAACGAUCAUCGGUUCGACCCUCGGCAUCCCUGAUACCGUCAUGGGCCUAACGUUCGUGGCCGCGGGUGUAUCCGUCCCGGAUGCGCUUAGUUCCAUUGCGGUGAUCAAGGAGGGGUACGGCGACAUGGCCGUCUCCAACGCCGUUGGGUCGAACGUGUUCGAUAUACUUAUCUGCCUCGGACUGCCGUGGUUCAUCCAGACAGCGAUCAUCAAGCCCGGUUCGCACGUUAACGUCAUUUCGAAGGGGCUCACCUACUCGACGCUGUCGCUGCUCUCGACGGUACUGUUCCUGCUGUUCGCGACGCAUCUCAACGGCUGGAAGCUCGACAAACGCCUUGGCAUCGUGCUGAUGUUCUGGUACCUGCUCUUCAUCACCGUCGCUUCCCUGUACGAGCUGAACUUCUUCGGUCAGCUCAAUCCUCCCGAAUGUCCGAGUAUCUACUAAAGCGGGUACCAGUAGCAUCUCCCCACCACAUCGCAUAUAGUCCCCAAUUUAUCUUCCGCAUGUGUAUUUCUUCCGCAAAGCGCAGCAACGCAUCGCAACAUGUGAACCACGGCAGCAAACAAUGAUACCAUUUCCAAAACAAAAAACAUCCUUCAUCGACUUCGAUACACACCUUACUUCCAUUUACUUCGCUUAGUACGUGAGCGAUUUUACACACCCUUUUCUUUGAGUUUGUUAACGCUUCACACAUGUCAAUAGUGCGAGUCACAGCAACGUCGAGAAUGUUCGAUUUAGUUGUAGAGCAAACAAACACCAUGCAUUCUCAUUAGCUACUACACGCAGUUUAGCUUAGUAACAAGAGAUACCAUACUUAGUGACGUGUUAUGUUAACCGUUGUGUCAUGCUAGCAAUCUCAACAUCCCGAGAGCGUUAGCAUACAGAUUAGCUUUGCUUCCGUUGCUCACUGGCAUCGUUUACUAACCAUCAUCAUCAUCAGUAAUGUAGCUCGACAUUUUCGCACUAACAUUUAGGGUACAAGUUUCCCGUUUUCAUUCUGCAUUAACGCAAAACUGCGCAAACGAAACAAACGUUGUUCACUGAACCAAAAAAAAGAGACAGAGAAAAAACAGCAUCAUUCGAACACCGUUUAAGCACUAGGACCAAGCAUAAAAUGACAAGUAUUAACAAUUCGCUCGUACUUAUUAUCACAUAUGGAAGAUAUGUUUAUCGAACUGCGGCCGGCACCAUUGGUUGCAUUGUUUACGUUUGCGCAAUACCAAAUCCCAUCGAUCAGUGUUUCCCGUAAGACGAAAUCGUGCAUUCAAUCAGUUGCGCAUUGCACGCAUUUGCAUAACACUUAAACCAUUACGAAAAACCGGCACAGUGUUCGGCGGAUGAGCAACAAAAAAAGCCGCCAGAAGGUGUGUCGUGUUAGGUGUACAUACACUAAAUUCCCUCGCCAUUGAGAGAUGCGAUCAUAAUGUAAAGAAAGCCCAAAACACAGAACUAAUAAGCAAGCAAGGUAUGUAGCAUUAGCCAUGUUAAGCUCUGUAUAAAACACAGCAUCAUAGCAAUACGCGGAGUGCUAACACAGAAGAAAACCAAAAACAUCUAGCUAUGUCUAAUCUCAAUUAUGUGUGUCCUUGUUCCUUGUUUUUUUAGUAACUGUAGUCGUGUACCAUCAAUCUGCUGACGCGUACAGAUGCUUUCAUUGCGCGGCGCCUUCCUCAUCCUAUACAUUAUGCAAGGAACAUCACUAUUUAACGGUCCUAUUCUCCCUAUGAACGAAUAAGUAUUAGAGACAAUAUAUACAUACUACAUAUAUUUACUCAUAACAACACGGCAAGGGCUAGAGGAAGCACUAGGAGGUGCUAGAGAGAGAAAGAGAGUCAAAAAAGAAUACCAACAACAUGAAAAUAUCCUCCCCUCCCCCCCACACAUUUGCAUCCAACUGUUACUGUUCUUCGUUAGGCACAUUCGUGGCCAUCUUUUGGCCUAGUUUUAGUAUGUAACUUCCUGCGACAUAACCAUCGCGUGCUAGUAGAGUUCAACUAAACGUAACACCGCCGGUUGCAAACGGAACAGUGGAGGGCAAACAAGCUACGUGUGCGCGACGAUAAAGUUAUUUACAUAUAUUAAUUAAAAUAUUAUAGGAUAAACAAAAUGCUGUCGCAGAAACGAACCGGUGUAAUGGUAACUCCUGAUCUAUCCUUCGCCUACUUCCAGGAUAUAUAUAUAUAUACAGGAUAUAUAUUUAUUACGCGUCAGCCAUGAGCUCUGUUACUAUUGUAUUGUGGUCGUGAUUUUAUUCUUUCGUUCAUUCAUUUACUAACUGAUUAAUGUUCACAAUCACUGUAAUCAAAUUAGACGAGAUCUAUUACGCGCGUGGGACGCUUUAUUGAACCGUGGACAAGCUAGAGACUCCAAAAUGUUUUGCGCCUGAUUAGCAACAAUUCGGAAGAAGUAAAAACAUUCGAAUCGUAAUACAAAUUACGUCCAGUAUUUAAGCACAGCGCACUGAAGCCUGUUCACUGAGUAUUAUUUAUUUACUGUUGCAGAGUGUACUACAAAACACUACAAAAUACACCAAUUCGCGUUGAUUUUACGAGCGUGUUUAAGUAAGCGAUUACAUUUUAAAUGUUGCACAUUGUUCAAACCAAGUGCGCAGAUUCGAAGCAUAAUUUUAUCGGGGUUUGAAUUGCUUACCACUGACUUCACUCUGUGAAACUUGGUGUAAUAUAAAUCCACACUUCUAGCUUCGUGCGUUCCUCUAUCAAAGGAAUACGCACGUAUAAGUGCAUUUGCGUGUAGUUGCAGCGAUUCGAUAAUAAAAGUCAGAAAUUUCGUUUCGAUUCGCGACAGACCAUAGAUUCACCACCGAAGGGAUUAGGACUAACAAAAAGGACACGUGUGUAACUCACCACAAACAAACCACAGACCCCAGUGGUGAAAAACACCAACAGCACACACAAACACACACACACACUCACAGGAGAAUAGCCGUUAGCUCCGCCUCUAGUUUUAAACCUUCCGUUUCCGUUCUAUGCACACAUCCUUUUUCCGCUUAUGUAGUGGUUUUGUAUCUUUUUCGUACACAAAUUCGCAUAUCGAAUCCAACGUAGAUGCAAUCGCACCGAUGCACUUCCAUGCGCAAGCAAUUGUAGUUGAGCACGCACGGGCGGCGUAGGUCGUGGUACCGUGUCAUUGGUACUUGGUUCCAUUUUGCGAUCCCAUUUGGCCCGUGUACCAACAGCGAUCGGUAGUUAGUCUACGUUCGGGACCGGACGCAUUCUUCACCGAAGGCGCCACGAUCAUCAACAGUACCCGUCGAGAAGUGUGCUCCUUGGCUGGCUUUUGGCAAAGUGUGUCGUAUUGAAUGAAGUUCUGCACCAAAGCGCGUGCCGAUGAUCCGCGCUGGACGCAGAAGCAGAAAGAGAACCAACGAGCUCAUGAUCCUGAAGGUGGCCUAACCGCCCGGAAGGGGAUCGCGGACACGAUAUUUGCUACCCCUAUCGGUUUACGCCGUUCACAAGGUAAUCAUUUACCUUUCGUAGUGUUUAGCACCAGCACCAUAUGGAGCACCGUAGUAGAGUUUUGAACGACAAUGUUCACAAUUAACAGACUAAUGAGGAAGGGAUAGCCAAUGGGACGGAAACCAGAUACGCGUACCGACCCGGCACGCAUAGUUAGAACGUAGCAGGACCGUAAUCGCAAUACGAAAACCACAUUCUACACGAAUAUCAAGUGUAUAUGUUUCAGAUCAUGAAGGUCGUCAUCAGAACCAAACCGCCUCGCUGCUGGAUGGCACAUGGGCUAUUCAAACCUCAUGCUAAACCGUUUGCCACACCGUUUAGGCGAUACAGCGCAGUCUGAUAGUCACAAGGAAGCGCCAACCUUGGGAGAGACAGCGUGGCAGCUCAACGUUCUUUUUGAACAUCGCAACAUGGUACACACUUUGGACCCAUUUCCACCAGCGUGGGCAUAGAUUUGGGUGGCACCCGUUCGAAACAACGAAUCUCUUAAGUCAAUUUAAUGGUCUACCAAAAUCAUUGGAGGGUGGAUACAGAAAACCAUGUUAGUGUAGGCAGGCAAAACAUGGCGAACAAACAAGGAAUCAUCCGUAGUUCCAAAAUGUGAGCAGUCUCCGAAUGAUGCCACAAACGUAGGAGCUGAAUUCGUACACAUCAUGCCAGAUAUUUUACGGUCUAAUGUUUCGUUGCGGGUUUGCAGUUAAUUUAUUUUGACUUGAUUUAGUUAACGUAAUUCUUCCCCUUUCAGCUACAACAAUCUUCCAACUAAGUUCCCGUGGGUAAGGUAAUUCAUACGAGGUUACGUGUACGCUAGACAGCUAACAGUUUUUUAUCUAGAGGCAGCUAGCUGGAAAUGUCAAUCAAUCAUUCAACUUAUAGUUUAGAUGUAAAAGUUGAAGAAGCUAGAUAAGUAAAGUAAACCUUAGUAAACAGGAAGGCAUGCAAGACUACUCUAGAACAAAUGAUCGAAUGCACAAUAAGCAACUAAUAUCCCUGCGUUGACUUUCGCUCUUAGUGAAAAACGAAACAAUAACAAACUCCUUACCCCGAUGUCUACCGUCUAUAUAUUAGCCACGCUCAUCCGUAAUACUUCUCCGAAUAUUCGAUGGUGGGAAGCUAUCUGUUACAUCAUUUCACACAGAUCUUGCUGGCAAUACUAAUGUUGGCACUGUGGCAUAGGCAAGAGCAACCACAAUAGCUGAAGGACACAAGAAAAAGGUACAAUUACAACCACGUGUAUCGAAUGAAGUAAGUGAACGCAACGUGGCCAAUCGGGAUCUUUGUGGAAAUGCAUUAUCAACAACUACAUCUAAGCACGUAACUAAGAGGAUUUCUGUAAAAUCAUCUAUGUUAUUGCAAAUCCCUUUUCACUCCAAUGCUAACACCAUCGUUGAAUUAUUGAUGUGAACAACAGCAACAACAGCUAGAACCAUGUACGAACCAGCAUUCACGAAUACAAACAGAACAAAACAGUGUUUGUCCAUGGAUUCGAUGAUACAGAAGUAUAGGGAAGGACAAAAAAUAUAAAACUAUAAAACCAAAACAAAUCUAAAACCAAAACAAACUGCUCAUGCUAUGAGAUGUUAAUUGUUGAAAAAGUUAAAUAAAAAUGUACUGAUAA